AUGAGCUCCUCCAAAUCCCGCCGGAAAGUAACUCCGGCGGCGGCCGCCGAUAACGGCGACUCGGCCGAGAAACUCGACCAACUCCUCCUCUCAUCCGCCAUCUCCAACGGCGAGGACGUCGGCCCCUUCGUCCGCAAAGCCUUCGCCUCCGGCAAACCCGAAACCCUCCUCCUCCACCUCCGCCACUUCUCCCGCUCCAAAGAGUCCGAAAUCGAAGAGGUCUGCCGCGCUCACUACCAGGACUUCAUCCAAGCCGUCGACGACCUCCGAUCUCUCCUCUCCGACGUCGACUCCCUCAAGUCCUCCCUCUCCGAAUCCAACGCCAAGCUCCAGGCCGUCGGCCUCCCCCUGCUGACGUCACUCGACUCGUUCGUGGAAGCUCGGAACGUGUGCCGCAACGUCAACCUGGCGCUCCAGUCGGUCCGGAGCUGCGUCCGGCUCAUGGAGCUUUGCUCCCGAUCCAACUACCACCUCUCCCGAGGCAACUUCUACAUGGCGCUCAAGUGCUUGGACACAAUCGAGUGCGUCUUCCUCGACAAAACGCCGUCGUCUACGAUCAAGCGGAUGAUGGAGAAGAAGAUUCCGGAGAUUCGGUGGUACAUCGAGCGCAAGGUGAUGAAGGACUUCAACGAUUGGCUCGUCGAGAUCCGAGUUAUGUGCCGGAAUUUAGGUCAAUUGGCGAUCGGGCAAGCCUCGUCGGCGAGGCAGAGAGAGGAGGAUCUGAGAAUCAAGCAGCGGCAAGCUGAGGAGCAGAGCAGGCUGAGCCUCAGAGACUGUGUGUAUGCUUUGGAGGAGGAGGAUGAAGAUCCGGUUGGAGAUGAUAGUAGCAAUGGCGAAGAUGUUGAUUUGACUCCAUUGUACAGAGCCUAUCAUAUACACCAGACUCUGGGAGUUGAGGACCGGUUCAAGCAGUAUUACUUCGAAAAUCGCAAGCUUCAGCUCACUUCGGAUUUUCAGGUAUCUUCCAUGACUCCGUUUCUUGAGUCUCACCAGACUUUCUUUGCGCAAAUCGCCGGGUUUUUUAUUGUGGAGGAUAGAGUUGUGAGGACCGGAGGUGGAUUGAUAUCGAAAUUGGAGGUUGAGAAUCUGUGGGAGACUGCUGUGAGUAAAAUGUGUUCAGUUUUAGAGGAUCAAUUUUCUAGGAUGCAGACUGCUAAUCAUUUGUUGUUGAUUAAGGACUAUGUGAGCUUGUUAGGUGUGACUUUGAGGAGGUAUGGGUAUUUGGUUGAUCCUUUGCUUGAUGUGUUGAGCAAGCACAGGGAUAAGUACCAUGAGUUGCUGUUGUCGGAUUGUAGAAAGCAGAUUACGGAAGCGCUAUCUGCGGAUAAGUUUGAUCAGAUGUUGAUGAAGAAAGAGUAUGAGUAUUCCAUGAAUGUGCUUUCAUUUCAGAUACAGACUUCUGAUAUCACGCCGGCUUUUCCUUAUGUUGCACCCUUUAGCUCUACGGUGCCUGAUUGUUGCCGCAUUGUGCGGUCUUUUAUUGAGGAUUCUGUGAGUUUCAUGUCCUAUGGUGGGCAGCUUGAUUUCUUUGAGGUUGUGAAGAAGUAUUUGGAUCGGCUAUUAAGUGAGGAUUUGGAUGGCGCUCUUGUGAAGCUUAUCAAUACAUCUAUCAGUGCGGUCUCUCACGCAAUGCAGGUGGCUGCUAAUAUGGCUGUCAUGGAGAGAGCAUGUGAUUUCUUCUUCAGACAUGCUGCUCAGCUUUCUGGCAUUCCUUUGAGAAUGGUGGAGAGGGGCAGGAGGCAGUUUCCACUCUGCAAAGCUCGCGAUGCUGCCGAAGACAUACUCUCGGGGUUGCUCAAACAAAAAGUUGAUGGAUUCAUGAUGCUGAUGGAGCAUGUGAACUGGAUGGCUGAUGAGACUCUGCAGAAUGGGAAUGAGUAUGUCAAUGAGGUGAUCAUUUAUUUGGAAACUCUGGUUUCCACUGCGCAGCAGAUAUUGCCACCAAAGGUUCUUAAACGAGUUAUACAAGAUGUCCUUUCUCACAUAUCAGAGAAGAUAGUUGGGGCUUUACUUGGGGACACAGUUAAGAGGUUUACCGUAAAUGCAAUUAUGAGCAUUGAUGUGGACAUUCGGAUAUUGGAAUCAUUUGCAGAUAAUCAAGCACCUUUACUAUCAGAGGAAGAUGCAAAUCAGUUGAAAUCAGCACUUGCUGAGUCGAGGCAGUUAGUUAAUUUACUCUUAAGCAACAAUCCAGAGACUUUUCUUAAUCCUGUAAUCAGGGAAAGGAGUUACAAUAAUUUGGAUUAUAGAAAAGUAGUGAUUAUUUCAGAAAAAUUGAGAGAUUCUUCGGAGCGGCUAUUUGGAACUUUUGGGAGUCGGGGAAGCAGGCAGAACCCGAAGAAGAAAUCUCUUGAUUCGUUGAUAAAAAGACUGAAGGAUGUGAGUUAAUCUGUUACAUAGCUAUGGCAUAAAACCUACGGGCGUGUGCUUUCACCAUUUAGAAGAUCCUGCAAAGGGUGAUAACUUUUAAGUCACUUCAGGAAAACUAAUUGCCAUCCAGUCAUCUUUGUAAGUU
This is a messenger RNA of Fragaria vesca subsp. vesca, 2515 nucleotides long. Its product is annotated as probable exocyst complex component 6-like. Gene Ontology annotation, biological process: intracellular protein transport; Golgi to plasma membrane transport; exocytosis. NCBI's taxonomy places the organism in Eukaryota, Viridiplantae, Streptophyta, Magnoliopsida, Rosales, Rosaceae. The record is from RefSeq and is a predicted model, not a curated record. Bases 1 to 2388 code for a protein of 795 amino acids. The transcript has 2 exons. Gene Ontology annotation, cellular component: exocyst; membrane.